Sycon ciliatum is the source of this 5440-nucleotide messenger RNA. RefSeq lists its product as uncharacterized. The record is from RefSeq and is a predicted model, not a curated record. The transcript has 6 exons. NCBI's taxonomy places the organism in Eukaryota, Metazoa, Porifera, Calcarea, Leucosolenida, Sycettidae. The coding region runs from base 1164 to 4688 and encodes 1174 amino acids. Gene Ontology annotation, molecular function: protein binding.
AGUGGUAGUGGCAGUAAGUGGUAGUGGCAGUUGACGCUGUGGCCCUGCGAGUGUGACAGGCUUUGUUCUCAGUGUGUGAUCCGUGCAUGUCAAACUGCUUUCCGUCUAGUUCUAGUGUACCUGCAAUCACAGAACUCAGUUCCAUCCAGUCAGAGUGAGUUUCGCGGAGAUCUUCUCACGCUGUCCCGGUGUGUACUGCUACUGUGCUAGCCACCGACUGGCUGUACCUACACCGCCGCGGUGUUAGUGUCGGUGCCUGCUAUCGCGAUAUCCGAGUACGUGGGUGCUGCAUGCAGUGGCAAUGGGCCACGCACUCUGCGAUCCGUCCUGAUUCCGGCCUCUUGUUGACCAUGUUGACGGUGUUGGCUCGCAGUCACAGUACGGGUACGUUGCCACCACAGCCUGCACAGGUGACUGCUCUCAAAUCUAAUCCUGCACGUCGUCGGUCAGUGACUUGAUACCAUUGCCGCGGACGAGUCAGCAGUGAGUCGCCGCCGCGUACACGGAAGCCACAGGUCAGCCGAACAAGCGACAGUCCGUGAGUCGGCGCACUGUCCUAGUUUCCGGCGUCCCCGGACCCUGGCAUCGCUGUUAGCGACGCGGCUGUCCCUGUUGGUUGCCCAGAGCUUCGAGAUCAUCUGUCGGCUAGUAGUGACGGUUUGAAGUCUUGACUAGGAUUCCGUCCGUGUUGUUGUCGUGUUGUGGAGAACGGACAAGCUGAUUUGCCCCAAGGGAGUUUGUUGAACUACUAGUAGGCUGACUAUACCGCCUGACCGAGCAGCUUCCUUUCAUCUUCUUGUGCAGAUAACAUUGCUGUGUGACGGGACAGUGGACGUCUUCCGUUUGCGAGACAAUCCGAAAAGUCAUCAUAUUACAACCCAACGCCGCAACGACAAUCGGGUUCAUUCGGCGUGAUCGGUUUCUACAUGUACUUCAACGGCGAAUGCACCAGCAGAUCGACAGUCAUAAGAAUACGCGUUCUGUUGGACAAGGUCACGUGUAUUCAGCGUCCGGACAGUAGUUCCGUCGUCUCGCUCUAGCUGGCAGUCAGGCUACUAUCCGAGCUGAGACACUGACUGUAACUCCAGUGCUUGCUUGGUCGACGACGUGUGGACGGGGGAGCAAGGCGGAAAGGUUGCAAGCUGAUAGCACGGCCGGCGGUCAUGGAGAAAGUGACUGGGCCGCCAGGGGAGCCGAUCAUCAGAGCAAUGGACGUGGCCGGUGGAAGUGGUAGCACUGGUCCUGGUGCGGCUCAGGGAGAUGCUAGGCUGCUGAGAGAUGCGAUGGCGCUGAUAACAGAGAUGCUGCAGUUCAUAAGAGGCACGCCAGUCAGUAAUGGUAUUGCCCAUGGGCCCAAGGAAAACGACGACCAGCCACAGCAGCAACAGCAGCACAAGAAGAGACGACUGUUCAGAGACAGAUUAGCAGCGGAUGCGUCCAGCCUCCUGGAGACCUAUCAAGCAUUCAGGGCCAAGCAGCAGGAACAUAUCGUCGCCACAGAGCGAGACCAGGGGAUGCCGAGUGAUUCAUCCAUGGCUCAGGCGGCACGACAAAAACUCAGCGGCAUGAGUAUGAACAGCAUUAGCAGCAUCAGCGGGGGCAGCAGCAUUUCAUCCGAUGACAGCAGCUCCUCACUGGCGAACGGUGUGAAGGUGCAGCACGAUAUUCAACGUAGCAAUGGCAGUGAUCAUGCAAAUACAAGCACACGAGAGCCGGGGCUAGGUGCGUACGAGAAUGCCAUGCCGCUGAAGCCCAGACCUGCUCACUGUCCAGCCAUCACAAACAAUAACAGCAUGGGAGACGCAUUGCAAGCUGCGGACGACAUGGUUAUCUACGAAGUGUCCGAACACGACGUCCUGCCUUCCAGCAGCCGUAGCCCUGUUAGCCUACAACGCAUGGACGCGCUGUCCCGUUCCCAUGACAACAUGCCACCACCACCGGUAUUUAGUCCAGAAGAUGAUGUCAUCAGGUCAAUCAACAUUACUAGACAGCAGCAAGAGCAGCAGCAGCAGCAGCAACGGCAGAAAGAGGUCGUCGAAAGUGAGCACGGAAACGACGAACUGUAUACAGAUAUGUCUGGCGGGAGUUGCGUUACUAGCGGCAACCAUCAUGCCGACAGCGUUCAAGUGCGUUCUCCAUCCCCGUCCCCACGCUCGCCACCCGCUACCGCAUUGCAAUCUCCUUCGAAAGGCGCCUCGCAGCGGCCGCCCAAUUCCAAACGGCCACCGCGUCUUCCGAACGUCUCUGUCCGCAUGACGCCGUCCCCGGCGUACGAACUCGCCGGCCCGGCGUUCUUCGCAAAAGUGGCUCAGGCCAGCACGGCCACCAGCCCUCCGCCCGUUGGCACAGUUACUGGCAAUCCGUCCAGCAGCACUGCCCAUGCCGACCCUACCACUAGACGACCACUAUCCAUGUCCGGCUCUACUCCAGCACUGCAAUCACAAGGUGCAGCUGUUGUAAAGGCUAGCUCAUUGGACGAAUCCAUAAACACGCCUAAAGUGCGCCCGCGCAUCCAAUCCCAGGCCUCCUACCUGAUAGGUCGCAAAUCUGCACCGCCGUCUGUCACUACUUCACCUGCCCCUCCGCAGCCUGGUCCCGAUGCUACAGCUGCUGCUUCUGUAUGUAGCUAUCACCCAAGUGAACCGGUUUGCAGCUAUCAGCCAACUGAGCCGUCGCCUGUCUCUGCUCGCACCUCUGUUUCACCCCAGCCCGCGCGCAUCUCCCCCGCGCCGCACAACAACCUCAGGGACCACUCGGACCACAUUAUGGUUACCAUGGCUACGGGCGUGCCGUCGGACAACGCGCAGAACGCCGCUGGCGGCGUAGGAUAUGUGCUGGAGGUGACUCCGUCCAGUCCUGCCGUGCCUAUUUCGCCGCGAGGUGCUGGUGCUGGAGCUGGUGCUGGUAGUCCCGCAGUCAGCAGGGCGCGACUAACGCGUAAGCAGAGUAGCGUGAAGCUGCAGCCUGCGUCGGCAUUCAUGACUCCAGACAUGAAGGGGGCUAUGGAGAAGAGAGGCGGAAUUGGUGGACAGUCUUGGCAGGCUCGUCAUGUUAUCUGUGACAGCGGUGUCCUUUACUUCUACAAGUCUCCAAAGGAUAAGCGACCAACGCUGCGCUUGCGAUUACGUCAGUAUGACGUCAUUGAGGUGCCUGCUGCGGUCGAGUCCAAGCGGCCGACGAUACACCUGCAGCCCAGGACCGAUGAGAAAACCAAGAAGAAAGGCAAGCAGUAUGUGCUGCGUGCUCGUCAGAACAGCGAACAUGUCGUGUGGUUGAGCGUCCUACGCACCAGCAGUAGUGGACUGAAGGUGGGAGACUCGAGCGAAGACUGGAGUACAGACGAGGACCUAACCGGGAAGGAGUUCCCUGAUCCGCCGGAUUUCCCCGACGGCGAGUAUGUCACCGAGAUGUCGUGUUCGUUGCCAGAGCAAAGCUGUCUGCGCGCUGGCAAUGCACGACUCUCACCCAUAGCCGAUGAACAAGUUAAUGCAGACAGUGGCGCAGCAGAGGCAGCAGGCACACCCCUGACGCCAUCGUCAGAGCAGGCGAUGUGCCGAAUAUCCGUAUCGAACCAGCGCAGAGCCACGUUUCCCGAUCUCGGCGAUCAAAUCGACCUGUUUCUGAAGCCGCAAACCCCCACGGAUACACCUACCCCUUUCAAGAGUAAAAGUCCGCUACCCACAAAGAAGGGACCGUCUGGUAAACCUCCCGUAGUUGCACCGUAUAAGCCAUCAUCUGUCCGCUCACAGAACACAAACAAUGUUGGAGAGGAGGGUGGUGAGUCCAAGGAAGCCAUGGCUACCAGCUCCCCUAUGGUAGUCCGAGACAGUGGUGGGCGUAGCGGCAAUGCACAGAGACGGGAUUCCGGCUUUCCGCCGUCGAUAUCCGGCGGCAGUAGGCCAACAUCUGAGCUUAGCACGAGUAGCGGCGCAUCCAAUUCCACUACAACAGCGAUGACUACUGGUGUAGCCACAUCACCACCGCCACCACCAACACCGACCAAAACAACAACACCAGCAGCAGCGAGCAAUCGUGAUAGCAGGCACCUACAGGCCGAGCUUACUCAUCUCAUACAACGCUCGCGCAGCGGCGCUCUCCUCCCAGCACCAGCACAUACAUCAUCUUCUCCUCUCCCUGCAUCUCCCUCGCCCACCAUCAUGCGACACGUAGCACCAGAUCCUCAGGCGGCUGAGGAUUCGGGCAAUUCCGAAGAACCCCUCUACGACGAUCUGUCUUGCGCGGCAUCGCAGGUAGAGCGGCCUAAAUCACGCAGCCCGCCGCCUCAGCGACCUCCGCCACAACGCCCGGGCUACGAGCAGAGUAGUAUUGAUACAGACCAAGCACCAGGACACAGCCCAGUGCUCUCAUCGUGUAUGCAAUCCACCACAGAUACCUGGCAGGAUGAGGGGAACGAAGGCCACACAGAUGAGACACAGCCGCAGCGACAACACAUUCCUCCAACUGGUGAGAUCUUCACUGUUAUCUAUAACUACCAUGCCCAACAACAUGACGAGAUGUCUGUGCACAGCGGUGAGCUUCUGUGGAUCAAGGACCGCUCCACGCAUCAAGAAUGGUGGCUGGCUGUUCGAAACCUGUCGGAGUCAGACGACAUCGGCAUGGCGGAUUUCAGUGGCGAACAGGGCCUUGUUCCAUCGAAUUAUGUCUCACAAACGUAUGAAGCCUUCUAAAACCUCUCCACCGUAAUUGGCACGUGCUUUGAGCCAGCACUGGGAAGACCAGGAUAUGAUCUGGUCACCUUUGCCCUCGUUUAAGACAUUUCUGCUUCCACGCGCGUCUGCAGUUCCACUGCGGCAAUUGCACAACGCACUGCGCUAUGCUGGCUUGCAAUGCGUUCAAAGGAUCUUUAUUUCUAUUAUUUUUAAAUCGCCGAGUUACGCGCGAAGACGCCGUGUGUUUGAACGCUAUCCGUGUUGCUGUGCUGUGCUGUGCUGUGGUCACCGUACAUGUAUUACCGUCCCACUUCUCGCUUGUCUCUCUAUAACAAUUACUCUUACACGAUAGUUUUAGUCCUUUUCCUGAUGAUCGUGCAAGCGUAAAACUCGCGUUACAGCAAUACAGCUUUGUUCCACCUUAUUUGUAACAAUUACUUAUUUUGAAGUACUCUUAUUCGUUCCUUGUCGCUCGGUAAUCCUCAAUUAGCAUUGCAUCUUUUGCAUUGUACAUUCCAUGGUUUGCUUUAUGCAGUACAUUAAUGUUUCAUCAUUGGCAUUAGCCACACCCCACCACUGCCGCUUCCUCUGGUACAUGUAGGUUAGUAGCGAUAUCAAUAUCAUGUUUACCGAAUAUUCAGGUGUUUUUCAGGGCCAAUCCCAAGUUUGAGGUUUCAAUUCAAUUCUGUGACACAUGCUGAUGGAUUUCAUGCUGUCGUUUGUUAUGAAGUAGAAGGUAUAAUGGGAUGGUCUGCGGACCACGAUUGAGA